AUGGCCAACACAAGGAAACAGCCCAACGAUUGUAACAUCAAUGGACGAGUUACAAUCUCGGGACCCCGAGCAGAUAAGAUUACCUACAGGGCUGCCCAGGAACAACCCAGGUUCAAAGAACCUGAUGACGAGGAGACACCUCGGACGUUUAAGGAACGGAUAGAGCAAUACGAGCGCCUAUGUUAG
This is a messenger RNA of Bipolaris sorokiniana ND90Pr, 186 nucleotides long. RefSeq lists its product as uncharacterized. The record is from RefSeq and is a predicted model, not a curated record. The coding region runs from base 1 to 186 and encodes 61 amino acids. The transcript has 2 exons. NCBI's taxonomy places the organism in Eukaryota, Fungi, Ascomycota, Dothideomycetes, Pleosporales, Pleosporaceae.